AUGAAGUUCUGCGCGCAGAUGAAGAGCUGCUGCUUUGCGGCGCUGCUGCUGGCGUACGGGGCGGCACAAGAUUCGCAUGACUCCCACUCAGACCACUCAGAUCAUGACUCACACUCAGAUGAAGAGUCCCACGCCGAGCACGACCACGCUGAGACGGCUGUUGUGUACGACAUGGAGCCCGGAUCGUACUCUCUCGCCGCCUUCCGAGCUAGUGAUGGCUCGGAGGUGGAGGAUAUCGGCUUCAUGAUUGUUCCCGCUGCUUCUGCCGACCUAGAGGGGCUUGAGGGAGCCGAGGAGGAUGCCGAUGCAGGCGGGUGA
This is a messenger RNA of Ectocarpus siliculosus, 318 nucleotides long. The record is from the annotation of a GenBank genome assembly. NCBI's taxonomy places the organism in Eukaryota, Phaeophyceae, Ectocarpales, Ectocarpaceae.